AUGGCUGCCACUCAAGGAUACCCUCUUCUCUGCCUGGAGAACCCUCUUCUCGAUAUCCAAGGUGUCGGAGACGACGCACUUUUGGAAAAGUAUGGAGUCAAGGCCAACGACGCCAUUCUCGCUGAGGAGAAGCACAUGGGUCUCUAUGAAGAUCUCCUCCAGAACCACAACGCCAAAUUAAUGGCUGGUGGUGCUGCUCAGAACACUGCUCGUGGUGCUCAAUACAUCCUCCCCGAAAACUCCGUCGCCUACAUUGGCUGCGUCGGCAAAGACAAGUACGCCGACAUCCUCACAGAAACCUGCAAAAAGGCUGGUGUCUACACUGAAUACCGCGUCGACGAGGUCCAACCUACUGGAAAAUGUGGCGUUAUUAUUACCGGCCACAACCGUAGCAUGAUUACCCACCUUGCUGCUGCCAACGAAUACAAGCUUGACCACCUCAAGCAGCCCCAUGUCUGGGCUCUUGUCGAGAAGGCUCAGGUCUACUAUGUCGGUGGAUACCACUUGACUGUUUCUGUGCCUGCUAUUUUGGCUCUUGCUGAAGAGGCUGCUGCUAACAACAAGCCCUUCGUCUUCUCCCUCUCCGCCCCCUUCAUCCCUCAAUUCUUCAAAGACCAGCUCGACAGCGUCAUUCCCUACGUCGACUACCUCAUCGGCAACGAAACUGAGGCCCUCGCCUACUCCGAGAGCCACGGCUGGGGUUUGACCGACAUCGCCGAAAUUGCUAAGAAGCUCACCACCCUCGAGAAGAAGAACACCCAACGCCCCCGUAUCGUGAUCAUUACCCAGGGUACCCUUCCCACCGUCACUGCUGUCUCGACCGCAAGCGGUGUUGAGACUAAGGAGUACCCCGUUCACGAAAUCUCCAAGGAGAAGAUCAACGAUACCAACGGUGCCGGCGAUGCUUUUGCUGGUGGUUUCGUUGCUGGCAUUGUUCAGGGUAAAUCCUUGGAACAGAGCAUUGAUCUUGGUCAAUGGCUUGCCAGUCUCAGUAUUCAGGAAUUGGGACCUUCAUUCCCCUUCCCCAAACAAACCUACUCUCGCCAAUAG
Messenger RNA from Talaromyces marneffei, 1050 nucleotides. RefSeq lists its product as uncharacterized. Bases 1 to 1050 code for a protein of 349 amino acids. Gene Ontology annotation, molecular function: adenosine kinase activity. The transcript has 6 exons. Lineage: Eukaryota; Fungi; Ascomycota; Eurotiomycetes; Eurotiales; Trichocomaceae. Gene Ontology annotation, cellular component: nucleus; cytosol. The record is from RefSeq and is a predicted model, not a curated record. Gene Ontology annotation, biological process: purine ribonucleoside salvage.